CCACAAUGCACCUCCAGACAUCGGAUGAAUCCGAGUUAUAAAAGCUCUCUUAACCCGGCAGGUCGUCUUCAAAAGUAUCCAAUCGGCAGAGCAACUGGCCGUGGAUUUUCUCUUUAGAUUGUCCUUGCAUUUCAGUUUCUACUGACUUCACGUAGAUUUGGAAUCCACAAUGGUCGAGAUUCACACAGUCUACCCUACCAAAAAAUACAAGCGCCCACCUCCACCGUCAGCAAUAGCACUUCAUGCUCUGGAUCUCUGUCCUCCCGUCCAGAUCCGUAAUCACCGGUUUUACCACCGCCCACCGUCUCAUUUGUUUGGCACCACUACGGACCUAAUAGAUAAACUGAAAUCCUCUCUUGCCCAAGCACUCGAGUUGUAUCCGCCCGUUGCAGGAACUGUACGAGCCAAUGAAAAGGGCGUGGCUUACAUUGCUAUGGAUGCCGAAAAUGUGUUGGGUACACCGUUCCUGGUCGAACUGAAAGACACGCCGUAUGUUGGCGAUAGUGAAGAUUUAUGCCCCCGAAAUAUCGUGCUCCUACCUCCAGGAUCAAGCACGUUAGCAGUGAAAGUAACUCAGUUUUCCUGCGGAACCAUCGCUGUAGCGGCAUCGGUGCACCAUCAAGUCACUGAUCUUCGGGGCUUUCUCGAUUUCCUUGAACUCUGGGCUCAGAUUGCUCGAGACGAAACCAUCGAUUUUACACAGAUUCCAGAGGAUUGGUCUCGUACUCCCGGUCGAUUUUUCCCUGAUGUUACCCAAAAAUCAGCAGUCUCUAACCCUCCUCCAGGAUUCAUGGUUCUUCCUGCACCGCCAGCCGGACCGCCUCCAUUCUUAUUGGCACCAUCAGAGGUUUCAAGAUGGAGAUUCUCCAAAAGUGCUGUAGAACGACUGAAAAAUGAUCUUUCACGCUCUGCUUCUUCCAAAGGACACAAGUCCGAUCUGUGGAUUUCAUCGGGUGAUGCACUUUCUGCACUACUUUGCGGUGUCAUUACGCGUGCGCGCGAAAAUGCGCAUGUGCCGAGGUUGGAAGGAAGAUCUAGUUCCAAGUCACCGACCGAGGCACUUAUGAUGGCCGCUGAUGGUCGAGAAAGAUCUCCUCAAGGAAACAUGAUUGGUGGAAAAUACUUUGGAAAUUUCAACCCACUUUUCAGUACUGCCAUCUCCCGCUCCGAUUUAUUAUCCCUCACCUGCGAGUCCGCAUCUCGUGUUGCCCUCGACAUUAGAAGCGCUAUAAACCAUCAGCUCUCACCGGAAGCCAUUGCCCAUAAGAUUGCGUUUUUUGAAGCUACCGAAAACAGCACACCUCCUGGUCGUAUUGCUUGGACAGCAGAUGUGAUAAUGACCAACUGGUGUCGAUUUGAUUUACAAGGGCCAAAAUUAGAUUUUGGUUGGGGAAAACCGUUUUAUGCAACGGCUGGGGGAGGUACUUAUCCUCCCGCUUACGUGAUUUUGACGCAGGAGAAGACCUCUGGGGAUGUUUUUGUUUUGAUGACAGUGGAAGCGGAAGGUGCGGAUAGAUUGAAAACAGACCCAUUGUUGAAUAAGUAUGCAGAACUGGUCACAGGUCAUUAAAGUCGAUCAUGCAAUUUGACACUCGCUGUAUAUAUCUAUAGACCCUUGCUUAUUACCCGCUGUAACUAUAUAGAUCAACUGUACGGUAGUGACACUGUAAUUACAACCUGACGAUGACUAGACAUGAAGGAUAUACAAGCUUUCAUCUUGAUGCCCACAUAGCAAAAUAUUCCCAAAUACCGUAGUGUAGCCG
This is a messenger RNA of Spizellomyces punctatus DAOM BR117, 1763 nucleotides long. RefSeq lists its product as hypothetical. Bases 170 to 1570 code for a protein of 466 amino acids. The record is from RefSeq and is a predicted model, not a curated record. The transcript has 2 exons. NCBI's taxonomy places the organism in Eukaryota, Fungi, Chytridiomycota, Chytridiomycetes, Spizellomycetales, Spizellomycetaceae. Gene Ontology annotation, molecular function: acyltransferase activity, transferring groups other than amino-acyl groups.